AUGGCUGCUGAGAACAAGGAAACCGUUGACGACAUCCAGGUCGAGAGCGCGCCUCAAGUCCAAGCUGACAAGGGUGCUGCUUCUGCGGAUGCCAACGAUGACCUCGUUAAGAAGUUUGCUGGCCAGAAGGGCGCCGCCGCCGAGUUCCUCAAGCAGAUCGAGCAACCCAUCGUCGUGACCCCCGAAGACAACAAGCGCGUUCUGCGAAAGAUUGACUGGCGCAUCCUGCCCAUUAUUCUCUUCGUCUACUGCCUUCAGUCUCUCGAUAAAACAACCCUCUCUUACGCGUCCGUCUUUGGUCUCAUCAAGGACACGAACCUCGUUGGCGAUCAAUUCUCAUGGCUCGGCUCCGUUGUCUACGUUGCCCAGCUGGUCUUUCAGCCUCUGAUUGCCUAUUUUCUCGUUAAGUUUCCCAUUGGAAAGUUUUCUGCUACCAUGGUUUUCCUGUGGGGCGCGGUUCUAUGCUGCAUGGCCGCUAGCCAUAACUUUACUGGCCUCCUGGUAACUCGGCUACUCCUCGGCAGUUUCGAGGCAUCAGUUGCACCCACAUUCGUUGCCGUUGUUCAAAUGUGGUAUCGACGACGAGAACAAACUACGCGUAAUAGUUAUUGGUAUUCGAUGCUUGGAGUACGAAAAAAUUUCAAUUCCUCGUGUUUCAGUUUGCUCGGAAGUUUACUCGCGUACGGCCUCGGACAUAUUCAGUCCUCUCUGCGCCCCUACCAGAUUAUUUUCCUUUUUUGUGGCGCUAUCACCGUCGCUUUCAGUGUUGUGAUGUUUAUCUUUAUGCCAGACUCUCCCAUCACGGCCAAGUUCCUUAACCAGGAGGAAAAACAUGUCGCAGUCGAGCGCCUACGAAUGAAUCAACAGGGAAUUGGCUCUGGUGAAUGGAAAUGGGACCAUGUUAAGGAUGCUGCCCUCGACCCAAAGACCUACCUUUGGUUCUCUCUUAUUUUCCUCAUCUCAAUUCCUAGCGGUGGUAUCUCGACAUUCGGACCUCUGAUCAUCGAGAGUUUUGGUUUCGACAGCUUCACAACCAUCCUCUUCAACAUUCCCUUCGGCGCGGUUCAGAUGAUUGCCACCAUCGGGGGAGCUUUACUGGCUGACAAGAUCCGCAUGAAAUCUCCAGUCCUCCUCCUUCUCUGCCUACCCCCCAUUGCCGGAUGUUCUAUCCUCAUGGCUGUUGGCCGAUCUCCCUCCGAUCGCGCUGUUCUUCUUACUGGAUACUAUAUUGUUUCCUUCUACCCCGGUAUCUCCCCCCUGAUCUACUCUUGGUCUGGCCAGAACACUGGAGGAGACACCAAGCGUAAAGUCACCACCGCCAUUAUCUUUAUUGGACAAUCAGCGGGCAACAUCGUUGGCCCUCUUCUGUUCCGCCCUGCAGAGAAGCCAUACUAUUCUCGUGGUCUCCGGGCUAACCUGGCCAUCUUCGUUGCUUUGGCUGUGGUUGUUGCCCUCGGAAUGCUGCUCAUUAAGAUCCUCAACAAGAGACAAGCCGCUAAGCGUGUCGCUAUGGGCAAGUCUGAGCAUAUUGUCGAUGUCAGUAUGGCUGCAGGAAACGCGAUUGAUAAUGAUGAGAACAAGGCGCAGCAGCUUGUUGACGAGGCUCAAGGCGACAGCGCCUUUGAUGAUAUCACGGACAACAAGAAUGAGGAUUUCAUCUACGUAUACUAG
Molecule: messenger RNA, 1671 nt
Organism: Clonostachys rhizophaga
Lineage: Eukaryota; Fungi; Ascomycota; Sordariomycetes; Hypocreales; Bionectriaceae
Source: the annotation of a GenBank genome assembly